This is a messenger RNA of Zootoca vivipara (common lizard), 2578 nucleotides long. It is a transcript of the gene SMPDL3B, whose product is annotated as sphingomyelin phosphodiesterase acid like 3B. Gene Ontology annotation, biological process: sphingomyelin catabolic process. Lineage: Eukaryota; Metazoa; Chordata; Lepidosauria; Squamata; Lacertidae. The record is from RefSeq and is a predicted model, not a curated record. Gene Ontology annotation, molecular function: sphingomyelin phosphodiesterase activity.
CAAGGCCCAUUGUGUAAAUAAUGUAUAUAAGCAGAUGGUUUUGGGAAAAGAGCCAUUCUUCUUCUCCUCUUCUCCUUGAUGACUAUGAGCUGAAUAAAGAGCAUGAAAUUCACUCUCGACUCCGAGUACAUUUCAAGCGCUUUUGGAGAGUUCCUUUGUAAGAUGAGAGCAGGACCAACUACCAGCUAGCCAGCUGCCUUCUUCGGUGUCCUAGCAUACACCUUUGGUAAAAGCCUGCAAGCCUCACACCCUUAAAAAAAAAGUAUUACAACCCCUCUGCUAAACAGGAAGAUGCAGUUCUGAAUCAGAGCAGAGUUGCUGCAACAGCAAAAGGAGCCUGUGAGUCAGAGAUCUGAUAGAGGCAAGCCAAGCCUGAAUUGGAACUGGCUAACUUUCCCCAAAGCUACGACUACAGGCGUGGAACUUCAGCCAGGGAUCGCUGGCAGCGAAAGAUGGAUCUUUUGGGAGUCCUGUUGCUCUUGAUGCACUGCAGAGCCACAACCGCUGCCUCAGCAGGUUAUUUUUGGCACAUCACAGACCUUCAUCUGGACCCGCAGUACAAAGUGAGCUCAGACCCCUUGAAGGUGUGCCCAUCUGCUGGCGCCCAACCAGUGGCCAAUCCAGGGGCUUGGGGAAAUUACUUGUGUGAUGCUCCGUGGAUUCUUGUCAACUCUUCUGUUUAUGCUAUGAAGCAGGUCCUCCCGAACCCAGACUUCCUUCUCUGGACUGGAGACGACACUCCUCAUGUACCUGAUGAGAAACUGGGUGAAGAUACUGUGCUGGAGAUAAUUGAAAAGCUAACCAACCUGAUCAAACAUGUAUUUCCAGAAACUCAGGUCUAUCCUGCAAUGGGCAACCAUGACUUCCACCCCAAAAAUCAAUUUCCAGUUAAAGAGAACAGGAUCUACAAUGAAACUGCAGACCUGUGGAGCUACUGGCUCAGCAACAGCUCUGUGCAAACAUUCAGAGCAGGUGCUUUCUACAGUCAGAUGCUAUCUGGUCUUGGCCCACCAAGGCGAAUGAUUGUCCUCAACACAAACUUGUACUAUGACAGUAAUAAUCAAACCAGCAGCCUGGAAGAUCCAGGAGGCCAGUUCCUUUGGCUGGAAGACACGUUGACCAAGGCAGCAGAAGCAGGAGAAAAGGUCUAUAUUAUUGGGCACGUCCCUCCUGGCUUCUUUGAAAAGAAACGGGGCAAGCCUUGGUUCCGAGAACACUUUAACCAGAGAUAUACCGAAAUAAUUCAGAAGCAUCAUGGAGUGAUCGUGGCACAGUUCUUUGGGCAUCAUCACACUGAUAGCUUUAGGAUGUUUUACAGUAACACAGGUUCUCCCAUCAGCGUCAUGUUUUUAGCUCCAGGAGUAACACCAUGGAAAACAACCUUACCGGGCGUGCACAAUGGGGCCAACAACCCUGGCAUCCGGGUCUUCACCUAUGACCGUGACACCCUGCUGGUGAAGGAUAUGGUAACUUAUUAUUUAAACCUCACACAUGCUAACAUGGGGGCCCCUGAAUGGGAGAAAGAGUACAGCCUGACAGAAGCUUUCCAGGUCCCAGAUGGUUCCGUCCGCUCCAUGCAGCUGCUGGUGGAGAAGCUUGAGAAAGACCAAAGCCACUUACAGAAAUACUACCGGUAUAACUCAGUUCAAUACGACCUUUCGGACUGUGACGACGCCUGCCAGACCGACCACAUCUGUGCCAUCAGGGAGGUCGAUUUUGCAAAAUACCACCAGUGUAUUCAAGCCAGAAGUGCUGCAGCAGUGCCUUCAAUCCCAGGGUUGGGUCUUCUGUUGUUUUGCUGCGUGAUGGGGCUUGUUACUCAGUCUAGGCCUUUGAGAGCCUUGAAUGAACCAAGAUAUGAGCAUGGGCACCCGGCUUCUACACAGAAAAAGCACAGGAUGCAACGACUGCCACAGGCCUCAGCAUCCUAAGGAGAUCACCCUUCUUGGGGUUUGGGUUUGUUUCGCUUUGGCAAACCUAGGCUUGAAAGUAUGCAUACAAAUGGCUGGCUAUUGUAGCUCACCUCCUUGCAUGGGCUCUUGGACUGUCUGAGCACAGGAUUAUGACAACAUCAUUCCAGCAUCAGGCAAGAUCAUUUUAGCAGAAUAAGAAACAAAGCUUAGCGUGGUCUCCUCUCGCAAGGAGUUCCCAAAGGAGUUUUCCAACUGGGGGAAUGGGCAGUAAAAUGGCAAAUGGAAUUCAAUGUAAACCAAGUGUAAAAUGAUGCACAGUGGGGCAAAAAAUGUCUAAUUUCACAUGAAUGCUUUUUUGCUCUGAACUGGCACUGAACAAGUGCUUGGGUCAUAGUAGAUAGCUCGAUGAAGAUGUCCUUGACCCAAUCUGCAGCAGCUUGGGGGGGGGGAGUGAAUUCCAUGCAAGGGGUCAUUAGGAAAUAAAAUUGCCAAUAUUAUACUGUUGUCAUACAAGUCUUGUGGUGUGACUGCCACUUGGAACGCUGCCUGGGGAAAGUUUGGAAAAGAGGAACUGAAAUGAUCACGGGAAUGGAUCUACGGUUACAGUAUUUGGGGCUUUUUGGUUUAGAGAGAAGAGAAAUAAGAGGUGACAUGACAAAGGUGAA